CAGAGCUGUCAGUCUGGGGGUGUGGGGGGGGGUGAGGGUGAGUUGUCUGUGGCUGAGUGUCUGCCGUUGUCAGCGGCUUCCUCACCACCGACCCGCUGCCUGUCCAGGCCCCAGCCUUCCCUCCUCGGCCGCAGCGCCCCCCUCCACACACACACACACACUGAUGUCCGCGGGAUGAACAAACAGGACAUGGCAGACGAGGCUCUCUUCCAGUUCCUGCACAUGGAGAUGGUCUCUUACAUGUACAAGGCGGCGGAGCAGGGAGACAUGGAAAGUGGAAGAUGCGUCACAAAGUUGGAGAACAUGGGAUUCAGAGUAGGACAAGGAUUAAUAGAAAGGUUUACAAAAGAUACCGCACGAUUCAAAGAUGAACUGGAUGUCAUGAAGUUCAUCUGUAAAGAUUUCUGGACCAGUGUGUUCAAAAAGCAGAUUGAUAACCUUCGGACCAACCAUCAGGGUAUUUAUGUGCUCCAAGACAACAAGUUCCGGCUCCUGACUCCGAUGUCUGGAGGGAAGCAAUACUUGGAACAUGCACCUAAGUAUUUGGCAUUUACUUGUGGGCUGGUGAGAGGUGCCUUAUCGAACCUGGGAAUUAAGAGUAUUGUGACAGUGGAAGUUGCAGCAAUGCCUGCAUGCAAAUUCCAAGUAAUGAUACAAAAGUUGUAGAAGAUGUCUGUAAGCACAAAUGAAGUAUUCUUGAAAACAUAUUUAAAACCAUGAAAGUAUUUCAUAAUAUUCCAUAAAACAGCAUUACAGUAUAUCAUAUUUUGUUUAUUUUUAAUGUUUGUAUUUUUAAAAACAAAAUCACCUCUUUAGCUAUAAACUUAGGUUUGAGAAUUGUUGAGAUUUUAGAAAUGGAUGCUUUACACAAUGGGUGUGUGUGGACCACUAGAGUAAUAACAUAAUUGGCAGAUUAAAGCUUUGCCUUAUGUUAGUGAAAUAGAAUUUGGACUGUUGGUUUUCAGCAUGCAAUCAACAUUUGGUGGUAUAUGUUUAGGGAACCAUUUCUUUCUUUAAAAAGGUCUCAUUUUAAGAUGCUGUUUUGCACUUUUAAGGGGCGAGAAACCCACUUCUUUCAACUGAUUUUUCUUGGGGUGCAAUUCCAUUUCACUGCCUUCUACACAAUUUUUCUCUGACUGAAAAUAUACAGGUCACAUUAAAUUUAAAAUUAUUGACCCAUGGAAAUUUUUCACAUGUACAUCUAAAUGGGCAGAAUUCAUUGAUUCAUUCCUUUUUGUGACCAGGCAUGUGUAUAACUCUGCAUGUGAAUAUUUGGGAGAAGGGAGAAUUGGAUAAGAACUGAUUUAUAACUAUGUUUGACGAUUUGUUUAACUUGGGGCAUCGAGGAUGUUAAAAUUCCAUGUUGCAAAUCCUGCAGUCAGUUGGUAUUAAUUAUUUUAAGGGGAACAAAAGAGCACAUUUUCUGAAAUCUAAUAACUGGCAAUAUCUAUCCCUUCAUUUUAAUUUGCAACGUGUAGUCAGUGUUGCAUGCUUGUGCUCAUCCAACCAGAAUAAAAUAAUGGGCUCCUGUUUGCACUUUGCUAGCCAUCUCAAGUGACCAUAUGUAUAAGCAAAUGCUACUAAUAGGAUUUUGUCAGUGAUGAUUCCUUGGGAUAAAUAUUACUCAUGAAAUGACUUUAAAAUAAUUUAUCACUGAGUGCAUUGUUCAUUUUUGCAGUACCAGGAUUUGUGGGGAUACUGCCUUCAUUUAGAGGGGGCUGUAACGCUUGCAUCUAACAAACAGGAUAAUUUGUGUGUCUGUUGGAACGGAGAGAGGACUGGCAUUAAUGAUGAGUGACAAUAAGAUAUGUUGAGGAGGAUUAUUGAAAAUAUUUGUGAUUUCAGCAAAAGGGACAAUAAUUGCAAACAGUAAUUCUGAUUGGAUCAGAAUUGUCCAAAUACAUUUCAAAGAAUACUGAAAGCAUUCUGAAUAUUUAACUAAUCACUGAUUUAUAGUCUUUCUUUGCUCAGUACAGUGGAUGUUCACCAGCUUAAUGUAUUAGCACACCAACAUGUACUGGACAAAGUGGAUACUGUUAUUUAUUUUGAAGUGUUAAUGUAAUGUUUUGCUGAAUAUAGUGAAUUGAAGCAAUGAUCAAUAAAACAUGAGAAAUGAAAA
Messenger RNA from Callorhinchus milii (elephant shark), 2119 nucleotides. Its product is annotated as trafficking protein particle complex subunit 6B. Gene Ontology annotation, cellular component: trans-Golgi network; cis-Golgi network; TRAPP complex. The coding region runs from base 175 to 666 and encodes 163 amino acids. Gene Ontology annotation, biological process: regulation of GTPase activity; endoplasmic reticulum to Golgi vesicle-mediated transport. NCBI's taxonomy places the organism in Eukaryota, Metazoa, Chordata, Chondrichthyes, Chimaeriformes, Callorhinchidae. The record is from RefSeq and is a predicted model, not a curated record. The transcript has 6 exons.